AUGAUUAAAACACCACCUUCUUCAAAGCCACCUUCAUUUCAGGAAGAGGAGGAGGUUCCUGUUGAUCCUUCUCCUGCUUCGGAACAACCUCAACAACAAUAUGCUGAGAAAGCAUUAUUGGAUCACUUGUUGGAACAAAGAAAGAGUCAUAACAAGGCAGGGUUGUCCUUAUCUGUGCUGCCGAUUAUUUUCGCUUUGACUUUUUGUCCACAUCCGAGUUAUUGGAUGUUUCUUUGUAUUUCAGCGGGUGAAAUUGUUUUUCAAAUAUCUUUGAAUGCCAUCAUUCCGAAAACUCUUAGGGCGUUUGUUGCAACUAACAUUUUACGAAUUUUUGGAAUGAUACUUGUUCAAAUACUAGUGUACACAAUUUUUGGUCCUUUCUUUCCUUAUCAUGUACUUUCUACCUUUAAAAUUCUCAUCACCACAAAGAAUUUUUGCUUUAAUUUGAAGCUAAUGUUGUUUUCGGGAUUCUCACUGGUUUUUGGAGCUUGUACAGCAAUGAUUAUUUCUUUUUGGAUAUGGAAACACAAUUUGCAUCAAGAGGACAUCAGUAACUUUUAUUCGAAACUGGCAGAAGUGUUUAUUCUACAAUGUGGUGUCACUCUUGGUGCCUACUUGUUCUCUGAUGCUUUGUCCAAAACGAAUCGAGAAUUCACCAGACAACAAGUAGAAAUUGCGAAGGAAAAGGUAAAAAGCUCUGAAAAAUCGAAAUUCAUUGCCAAUUUGAGCCAUGAAGCAAGAAAUCCUCUCCAUUGCAUUAUGGGAAGUUUACAAGUGUUGCACCACCAAUUCGAAGGAGAAAAGUGUUUACAUAGUUGUAAGCAUUGCUUCCUUAAAAAUGCAUCAAUAUCUGAAACCUUGGAAGAUAUUAAGGAAAAUGCAACGUUACUUUUGCACAUUUUGUCUUCAUCCUUACAAAUGAGCUCUCUUGAAAUUGGUUCAAUAGUCAUCAAGUCAGAACCUUUUUCAAUUGUAUCUCUGGUGGAUUCAUUGGUGGGUGUUUUUUCUCAUCUUGCUCACGAAAAGAAAAUUGUAUUGCAUGCAUUUUGCAAUGUCUCUGAAUUACCGUCAAUGGUAAAAGGAGACUCAAUUAGGAUCAGCCAAGUAUUGAUGAAUCUGAUUUCAAAUGCUAUUAAAUAUACAAAACAGGGAUUUGUGAGAGUGAAUUGCUGCAUUGCCACGGAACAAGAUAUAAAAGAUUGGGAAAAUGAAAGGCUCUCUCAAUCAAUUGAUCAUUCCUCAGGAACAACUUUUGUGAAAUUAGAAUGCAUAGAUUCUGGAUGUGGUAUUUCGCAAGAUCAAAUACAUACCUUAUUUCAACCCUUCCAUAUAAUUGAUAAGCACGAGGACAUUCAAUUAGGUUUUGAACAAUACUUUAUGCAAUCAGAAAAUAUUAACAAAUUGGGUGAUGGAGGAAGUAGUCUAAUAUAUACUAAUAGAAAUGGACUUGGCUUGAGCAUUGUAAAGCUGCUCGUUAACAAAAUGAAUGGACAAAUAACUGUUAAAAGUGUUGUGAACAAAGGAACCACUAUGACUAUUAUUUUACCACUAGAAAGAGUUGAGGACGUGUAUGAGCUCAAUAUUCCCAAAAAAGAUGCAGAAAUGAAUAUGACAAACACAGCCUGGAUCAUUGACAAAGAUGAAUGUUUUAGAGAUGUUUUGAAAUGUUAUCUGAAAUUAUUUAACCAAUUCAGAGAAAUAUUAGAGUUUGACAACAACCAAAACAUUUCCUCGUUACUAAAGACAACUUGUCCAGAUUUUUUAUUUCUUGAGGAGACAGAAUUUGAAAAUAUGCGAAAUAUAUCUCCCACCCUUAAUUUCAUUAUAACUUCAGACAGAGGAGCAAGACGAAAUUAUAUGGAAUAUCGAUAUCUUGCAAAGCCAGUGAGAUUUAAUGAGCUUCGAGAGGCAUUAAUAAUGUUGACAAAUGGUGAAUGCUCCAAUUCCAUGAAAAAAGAUAAAUCGAAUCAAGAUGAACACUUGAACAAAGAAUUUAUCCAUGAAUCUGACAUCAAAUUUGAUGAAUAUGUUGUGUUGCUUGCGGAUGAUAAUGAAAUUAACAGAAAAGUACUCGACAAGAUGAUGAAAAUCAUUGGCUUUAAGGAUAUUGAUCUUGCAAAGGACGGUAUGGAAUGCUUUGAGAAAUACAAACAAAAAUCAUACGAUCUAAUUCUAUUAGAUUGUGUUAUGCCAAUAUUGAGUGGAAAAGAAACAUGUGAAAUGAUAAGGAGAGUAGAACGUCAAGGAAACCAUACCAAAACAGCAAGAAUUAUUGCAGUCACAGCAAACACAUGGGAAUUAAGGGAGCAACUGCUUAAUCAAGGGUUUGAUGAAGUUGCAUACAAACCCAUUGUUUUAGACUAUCUGAAUAGCAACUCUAUUAUUUCGGAUCCGAAUGUGGACAGAUCUCAAUUAGAGCAGGAUUAUUUGGAUGUCCACAAGGCCACUCAUGAAAAAGCUGAUCUAGGUCAGGGCAUUGAACAAGAUGACGGUUUAAUGACAGCGAUUUUUGAAAUGAGCAUCCAAGAAAAAUUUCCAGUUGUGUGGAAUCAUCGAAAGGAAUAUGCUAACAGUUGUCAUUCGCUGCUCAUGAAUAACAACUUUGUAUUGUCCAUGUUGGAGGAAUUUAAACCCACGUCUGGAAACUUGGAAAAGGGUGACUUGAUUGCUUUUUUAUUUGCCAAAUUGAAAGUUUUGGAUUUAGAAAAUGCUUAUUAUCCAAAAGUUCGUUCAUUCUAG
Molecule: messenger RNA, 2739 nt
Organism: Naegleria fowleri
Lineage: Eukaryota; Heterolobosea; Eutetramitea; Acrasida; Naegleriidae
Exons: 4
Coding region: 1-2739 (912 amino acids)
Biological process (GO): protein autophosphorylation; phosphorelay signal transduction system
Molecular function (GO): phosphorelay sensor kinase activity; histidine phosphotransfer kinase activity
Source: RefSeq, a predicted model, not a curated record